Mytilus californianus (California mussel) is the source of this 1475-nucleotide messenger RNA. RefSeq lists its product as uncharacterized. The transcript is spliced from 3 exons. Gene Ontology annotation, biological process: regulation of transcription by RNA polymerase II. NCBI's taxonomy places the organism in Eukaryota, Metazoa, Mollusca, Bivalvia, Mytilida, Mytilidae. The coding region runs from base 276 to 1364 and encodes 362 amino acids. Gene Ontology annotation, cellular component: nucleus. The record is from RefSeq and is a predicted model, not a curated record. Gene Ontology annotation, molecular function: DNA-binding transcription activator activity, RNA polymerase II-specific; RNA polymerase II transcription regulatory region sequence-specific DNA binding.
AAUUUAGUAGCGCACUUUGCCCACAAUCGUCCAUUUUCUGACAUGCUAACAUAGACAACACAGUGAUUACACAUAUUCCGUGUGCCAACACGACGAUAUUUGCGAUGGAUCUCUAGCGAGGACGUGCCCCAACCACAGGAAAGCUUAGGCUUUCAGCUACACUUUAUUUUUAAUCAUGGCGUUACCCAACAUAUUUUUCUUUGUUGCCCUAUCAGUGGCUUACGAUUCUGCAGAAAUCACAAGUUAUUCAUCAUCAUCAUCAUUUGAAAAUAAAAAUGAGUUCAUUAUUCCAAGAGAUGGAGGAGUUUACUCUGUUCGACGGGCUUGUCCCGUCCAGCAACGGCUUCGGGCCGGGAGUUGAAGACCUUGACAAGUUUGAUGUGGGAUUUGGAAUCCCUGGUGACAGUCUAGUCAAAGAUGAAUAUGGUCCAGGAGAAUUAUUUGAGGAUGUUUUAUCCUCUGGAUCACUUGAAGAAAAUAAUUGGAUGGAGACAGUUGAUCUCAGCUGUUUACUCGGGGACAAUUCCCUACUAUCCGAACAAGAGACAAUUCCAAAUACCACCAAAAGUGGUCGGCUCCUGGAAGAAUUACUUACACAGCCUAUCAAAAUAAAAUCAUCACCAACUGUUCCAAAGAACAUGCAAUAUGACGCAGUUAAAGUUAUUCAAAAUGAUUCAGUUAAAAAUGAACUGGUUUACAACCCAACUGAAGUUUUAAAUCAGAAAUUGGACCAUAGUAUAAAGUCUGGCAGCAUACUUGAAGAAGCAAUGGAGGAAAUUGAUGGUAUAAACACUUUGAUUUUACAACAGCAAUUACAAGAGCUGUAUGACUCGAACAUUUCACACUGUGACACCUCUAUUAGUGACGGUGCUACCUCAAAUGAAGUUUCUUUAUUGGAUAGCAGCAAUUCAAGUUUGAUGGAUGUGACUAUGAAUGAAUUCAUUGCUUCUCCUUUGUCAUCCGAAGAUAUUGACAAUAUUUUAUCCAGUCCGGAACCUGCUUCACCGUCAAGUAGUAUUCAAGAAGAUCCGGAUUAUGUCCCUUACAUAUCUGAUGGCAGCACAAACAAAAAAUCUAAAAAGAGCCAGAAAGAGGGUAGAAGUAAAACCAAGCCCUAUGACAAACCUGUUGAAAAACUAGACAAAAAAGAACGAAAAAGAAUUCAAAACAGGAAUGCUGCCAUACGUUAUCGCGAGAAAAAGCGUCAAGAGCGUGGAACAAUUCACUCUGAUGAAGAUGUACUUAGUGAUAAGAAUAAAGAAUUGAAAACUAAAGUGGAACAGUUGGUCAAUGAAAUCAGUUAUAUGAAAAAUUUACUUACCGAAGUUUGUCAAGCAAGGGGUUUAAAAAUUCAGUUUAAAUAAAAAGUUAAGGGGGAAUGUAAUUUAUUUUCAUUUGUAAAUACUCAUUGACAGGAAUGUCACCAGGUUGUACAUUUUGUUUCAUGAUCAUGAUUAAACUUAUUUCUGCUGUGA